AUGGCAGGCCGCACUAACCACUCACCGUCCGCGCUGCACGGAGAGGCUCACCUGCCCCCCACAGCCCCCCUCCGGAGCAAGCCCCGAAGGGAGGGGGCUCAGCCCGCCGCAGGCUCCCGCCUGUACCUCGCCCCCCCUUCCUCUUCUGGGGUGCAGCCCUCACCCCCCAUCAGGCGGGUGGACAAAGCCCCUGCGGGAAGCGGCAGCCCCGUCCUCCCCUCUGACUCUGGCAGCGGGUCCCGAGCGCCCCUUAGCUCUGUCAGUGGGGUGGACCCAGCUCCCAGCACCGCCACAGAGACCACUGUGACCGGACGCCGCCGGCCCGCCUCUCCCGGGGCCUCUGUGCCACCAAGCCUGCUGGCCGCCCCGGCGCCGCCCCGGCACCGCCCCGGCACCGCCCCGGCCGCCGCCCAGCUCGUCUGCUCUGGGUGGGCGCCCCAGAUGCUGAAGCGAGAGAACGUGAAGCGGCAGCGGCACGCGUUUCACAAACGCAAUUUCGUUGACUCAGUGGGACAACUGGGGAAACUGAAACUGUCGGAAGGGCGUUCAGGGACAGAAGCAUUGCGCACUGCCAUGACCACCACCACCACCACCAUGGCCACCGGCACCGUCUUCCCUGAAGGCUGCAGGGAGAAAGCUGCGGAGCCCCUGGGAAGGGUGCGCCAGGCCAGUGGCUCACUAGCUGUCCAUACAGAGUGCGGCCCCCUGAACAAGGGCGGGAAGGGGCAGCCGGAGCUCUGGCGUUUCGGGCUGUACUUGCUAGAGGUGGGCUUCAGGAGGGGGAAGGGGAAAAAAGGCGAGAAGAGCGGGGACGGCGCGCGGAGCGGAGCGGCGCGGCGGGCGCGGCCGGAGAGGGAGCGGCGGGCGCAGGCGGCGGCGGCGAAGGCGAAGGCGCAGGCGGCGGCGGGCGCGGCGUUGGCGGCGGCCCCGGCGGAGCGAGCGGAGCGGGCGAGCCCGAGGCACAGGCGGCCGCGCCCGCGCGUCCUGGCCGGGCCCGGGCCCCCGCGCGCCCCGCAGCGCCCGCAGCGCCCGCCGCGCCCGCCCGCAGCGCGGGGGACCCGGACCCUCCGGGCGCCCGGGGGCUCCGGCCGGCCGGCGGGAGGGGGCGGGGAGGGGCCUGCGAGCGCCCGCGGGCGCGGCCCGGAGCGGCCGGGGGCGGCGGCGGGGGGCUCCCCCCUCCCCCCGGGUCGGGAGCCCGGCUCGGCCGCGGGGGGGGCUCCGGACGCCCCGCGGAUUCGCAACUCGCCGCCGGAUCGAGUCGUCGCCGAGGAGCCGCCGGGGAAGACCCCCGCCCGGGCUCCGCCGAGCCCCCCCCCACCCCCGGUCCCCGGUCGCCCGCGGCGGCCGAGGCGGAAUCUGGCGGGUCCCCGCUCGCCCGGGCCCGGGGAGGGGGCGCCCCCGGACGUGGGAGCGGCGCCCCCCGCGCCGCGCGCCUCCCCCACCCCGGCGGGCACCGGAGCCGGGCCCGGCGGGCAGGCCGGGGAGGCGUUCCCGCGGCGGCCCCCACACGGGCGCUGGCCGGGGGUCUGCGGGAGCCCCGCGCCGACCCCGGAGCGCGCCCCUUACCGCGCGGCCCCCUCCACGCGUGACGGCGGCCCGCGCCGUCCCUCCCCCGCGCGCGCGCAGAGCUGGAGGCGGGCGGAGAAGCCCCAGACGCCCCCUCGCAGCCUCGCCGUGGACCCCGCGCUCGCGGAGGAGACCCUUGAGGUCCCCCCCAAUCAGGCCCCCCGCCACCACGGCCACGCGCAGACGCCUUCGCCCGUCCCCCCCCCACACCCGGGGGUCCUCUCCGCUCGGUCGGACGGUGGGCGCGGAGGCGCCUCUCUGAACUUUGGGUCGGCCCCGAGCUCGGCGCCGGGCACUCCCGGGUCCGCGUCCCCCGGGCCUCCGCCGCCGCCGCCGCGCUCGCUCUCCCCGAGCUGCCGGGAGGAUCGAGCGCCCCCCGCCCCCUCCCGGGAGCCCGGGGGCUCCGCGUCGGCCGGGGACCCUCCCUCCGGGUCGCCGCAGCCCCGAGGCAGGGAUAGCAGCCGGGAACCGCGGCGCAGAGGCGGCCGGGAGGGCCGCGGGAGGGCUGCGGCGAGUCCGGUCCCUCCGCCUGGCCGCGGCGGCUCCUGCUUGGUCACUGCCAGGCGGAGCCGCUUCGCAUUCCUGCUGGGGAGGGGGCUGGGAGGUCUGCGCGUCCGCCCCACCCUGGGGUCCGCGGAGACCCUCGGCGCCCUGACCCAAAACCCACAAACCCACGCCCCCUCCGAGCGAGCGCCCGCCGAAGGAGAAGCGCCCGCGCAGGCGGGCGGAGGCGGGCGGAGAGGGAGGCUGGGGCCGGGGUCCUUUUCCGUAUCUGGAGGGCGGCAUCCGGGGUGUGGGGUCCUCGGGAACCUUCUGGCGCCCUUUCCUCGGCGAACCCUGCGGCCUGGGGAGCAGCAGGGCGGCGGAGGGACAAGCCGCCUCCCCCGGACCGCGGGCGGCCGUGAAACUCCGCGCCCGGACGCGGCCACCGCCACCGGGUCUGGCUUGCAGUACCCGAGCAAGGUCAAGCAGCGAAAGAGGGGGAGGGGGCUCCCGGGAGCGCCCCCGCCGGCGCGGAGUCGGGCGCCCCGGGAAGGGGGUGUGGGCAUCCCGCCGCCGAGUCCAUCCCGCGUGCCCGCCACCCGCGCCCGGUCCCCGGAGGCGGACGUCGCGCGCGUCCGGAGAUCCCGGAGCGCCCGCCGCCGCGAGGCCCUGCGCCCUCCUCUCCCGCUUGCUCGCGGCGGCUCUGCCCUGUUUUCAUACUUGUUGCACCGGGGUGUGGGGAUGGAAGGCCGGCCGGGGGAGCCCUGGCGCCCGGGCUGCCCGGAGCCGAGCCCCCCAGCCCAGGCAGGGGAGGCGUCAGGCCGGCGCGCGGCUCGCGGGCGGCGCUGCGCGGGGAGCGCGAACGCGGAGUUUGCCGCCGCGUUCCGGGCGCGGGCGGGCUCCAGUCCCCGCUGGGCCUCGGUGGCCGCGUCAGCGAAAUGGGGACGCGGAUUCUGCUCCCGGGACCGUCCGGGCCCGAGAUCCAGGGCUGCGGGUCCGCAUUGUGCCGGGGCUGCGGCGUCCGAGCCGGCGGGGUCCCCUGGCAGCUCGGCGCCUGCGGACCCAGCCGGGAGGCCGGGCGAGCGCGGGCCCCGGGCAGAGCCGGCCCUGCGGCCGGGACCCUCGGCCGCUGUUCGCGGCACCCCUCGCCUCCUAGCCGGCCCGUCUGCCCGGCCGCGCCUUCCGGGGCGAGCCGGGGGCUCGGGCCGGGCCCCCGGGGCCGGGCUCCGGGGACGCCGCGGUCUCCAGGCCUCGGGGAGCCGGCGCCGGGCUGCGGUGGCGGAGGGCGGAGGGCCGGCGCGCUGCCCCGGAUCACCGAGAGAGGGCGCCCGCGCCGCGCCGCACCGCGCCAGCCCUGCCCGCCCCUUCCGUCUCCUGCGCGGCCGGCUGGCCGGCGCUCGGGCCCCAUCUUGGGCAGCACCCGGCGGCGGCGGCGCGCUCAGCCCUCUCUCCCGUCUCCCGGCUCCCACUGCCAGGGCGGGGACGCACCUGGCCUCCGGGCCCCAGCCCGUGUCAUUUGCCUCUCCCCCGCUCUUCUGGCCGCGGGCUGCCGUGCACGGGCAGGGCUGUGACGCCCUGCGUGCCGGCUGCCGCUCCCUCGUGGCCUUCCAGCCUCCCCUGCAGCAGCUGUGCCUUGGCUCUGAGAGCCGUGGCCACUGUCCAGGGACGGCAGCUAGGCGCGAAGCGGGACCCGACCGGCCCCAAGAGCGCGUAGACUCUGCAGGAGGUUCAGGGGCCCCUGGGGCUCUGCCAGUAGUUGGUCACCGGCCUCGGGAGCCUGAAGGGACAGCGGGAACAGCUCCGCGUCACCCAGGCCUGCGCAUGGGGACUCAAGACCACGGAGGCCGCUUGGUGUCCCCCACGCCCUGGCGAGGGGACCAAGGGCCAUCCCGUGAUGACGCCGUGAGCGGCGCUGCCUCCUGCCUCUGCCGGAGCCCCGUCCCCCACCCCCGGGCGGCCACCGGCGGCCCCGGCCCUGCACCCGAGGAGCCCGGCGGCCCGCGGGGUGGCGUGCGUGACGCGGUGCCCGCCCCAGCCUCGCCCUCGCCCGGCCCCGGCCCCCUAGCCCCAGCCUGCCGCCAGAGCCUGGCAUGUCAAGGCCUGGCCCGUGCCUGCCUGCCCAGCCCGCGGAACCCUGGCGGCCCCGCGAGCUAG
Molecule: messenger RNA, 4203 nt
Organism: Perognathus longimembris pacificus (Pacific pocket mouse)
Lineage: Eukaryota; Metazoa; Chordata; Mammalia; Rodentia; Heteromyidae
Product: collagen alpha-1(I) chain-like
Exons: 11
Coding region: 1-4203 (1400 amino acids)
Source: RefSeq, a predicted model, not a curated record